UUGGAUCUGUAUAGAGAUGACAAGUAUAUCGAGGGGAUUAUUUUGGUUAUGGGUUGUUUUUCGUUGAAGUUUAUUGUGUGUAAUCGAGAUGAUAGUUUGAGCUCUGAAGAGAAUAUGAUUGUGGUUCCAAAGUGGUAUUUUAUAAGCAUUUUGUUGAUGGGCUACUCUUGCUCAUCUCUACUGUUCUCUUUUCUUGUUUCUGAGUUGAGGAUUCGUUUCACAUUUCUUGUCAAAGUGAGGAAUAAGCUCUUGACUAUUUAUAUGCAUGGACUGGAAAACUUAAAUGACAAAAGUUUUUAUAUUCCUUUUGUUUUAAGUUUGCAGGAACCAGAACCCAUAGACUGGGAUUAUUACAGAAAAGGGAUUGGCUCUCGUUUAGUUGAUAUGUACAAGCGCUAUAUGACGGCACCCAUCACUGGACUUGAAACUCACUCUCAAGCGCCUGAAUGCGCUAGAAAGCUCGGGGUCUCGACUCCAGUGCUCUAUGCUGUCGACCCUUUGGUGCAUGCCUUGACGUUCGAGUUCGUCGAGGGUCCCGCCGUGAAAGAUGUUUUGCUCGAUUUCGGGUCAACAGGCAUUGUGGAGGAGAGUUUAAACGAUAUUGCUACUCAAAUUGGUGAUGCUAUUGCCAAAAUGCACGAUGGUGGCCUAAUCCAUGGUGAUUUGACUACCUCGAAUAUGUUAAUCCGCAAUGGUACCAAUCAGCUGGUGCUGAUUGAUUUUGGUCUGAGCUUCACGUCGACCCUUCCGGAAGAUAAAGCUGUCGAUCUAUAUGUUCUCGAACGAGCAUUGCUAUCUAUGCACUCUUCAUGUGGGAAUGUGAUGGAGAGAAUUCUUAAAGCUUAUAGAAAAUCAUCAAAACAAUGGUCCUCAACUUUGAAUAAGCUAGCACAAGAAAGAGCAAAUCAAGAUUCCUUUUUUUUUUUUUCUUCCCAUCGAUCAACAAUAUCAAUGGCGGACGCCCUGUACAACACCCACGUCAAGCUCCUGGCCUCCGAUUUCCUCGCGCUCACCCCAAAACCCACAGACCCAUCACCCUCCUCCAUCAACGGCAAAACCCUCUCGCGGGCAGAAACAGUCGGGUACGUCGUGACCCGCGAGCUCAAACCCGACAAAUUCCUACGGCGCAGCCCGCCAGGUGUUCGAUCUAUUGCCCGAAUGGCCUCGAAAUUCGCCGCCCAAGUUCAGGUGGGUGCUGUGGCCAGGGUACGGGGUAGAAUCACCGAAUUCAGGGGUUUUGUUCAGAUCACUGUUUCAGAUGUGGUCGUCGAGGUGGACCCCAAUGCCCAGGUUCUGCACUGGCUUGACUGUGUUAGGCUCGCCCGAAAAUGUUACGGUAAGGGUUGUGUUAAAGAAGUUAAGAUUCCCCAGUAUGUUGACAAUGUCACUCCUGAGUACAAACCUAAGUUCGAUGCCCUGGUGAGAUAA
Striga asiatica is the source of this 1428-nucleotide messenger RNA. Lineage: Eukaryota; Viridiplantae; Streptophyta; Magnoliopsida; Lamiales; Orobanchaceae. The record is from the annotation of a GenBank genome assembly.